Messenger RNA from Microsporum canis CBS 113480, 1107 nucleotides. Its product is annotated as farnesylated protein PEX19. Bases 1 to 1107 code for a protein of 368 amino acids. Gene Ontology annotation, cellular component: peroxisomal membrane; peroxisome. The record is from RefSeq and is a predicted model, not a curated record. Gene Ontology annotation, biological process: protein import into peroxisome membrane. The transcript is spliced from 3 exons. NCBI's taxonomy places the organism in Eukaryota, Fungi, Ascomycota, Eurotiomycetes, Onygenales, Arthrodermataceae.
AUGGCCGAUACAAACACAUCCGCACCAGCAGAUAAAGAAGAGAGCAAACCGCUGGCCGAAAGCCAGCCUCCAAAUCCUACGGAAGCGAAGAAUGAGCUUCCUAUACAGGCGGAGGAAGAAGACUCAGACUGGGAGGAACUUGACGAUGUGCUUGAUGACUUCUCUGCAUCAAAGAACACCUCUCAACCUGCGCAAUCAGAUGGAGUAAAGCCAGAACCUUCAGAAAAACAAGCAGAGCCUAACACAGACCUACCAGCCGCCGACCAGGAGGCAUUAUUAAAACAAUUAGAGGCCGGAAUGGCUGAGUUGAUGGGCGCCUCUAUCCCCGGAGACGCGAGCAGGGGAAAUGCUUCACAAGGGAAAGCUACCGAUAUACCAGGGAUGCCUCAAUUCCCCGGGAACGAGGAUUGGAAUGCGCUGACCGAAGAGCUAGAGAAGAAAGGAUUUACUAUGGCAGAUGUGAUGAAGCUUAUGAUGGGCGACGAAUUGAUGACAGGUGGAGAGGGCAUUCCCGGAGUGGAUGGCUCGACAGCUACAGCUAAAGCUACGGCAAAACAGCCAUCAUCCACAACAAAGAAAGGAGAAGAAAACUUCCAGGAAACUAUCCAGAGGACCAUGGAACGAAUGCAAGAAUCGGGCGACAAAGCUACAGCUGAGGUCAACGAGAGUGGAAACGACGAUGUAUUAAUGCAGAUUCUCAAGGCGAUGGAAAGCAGUGGCCUAGCCGGUGCGGGAGAAGGAGAUGAUGGGAACCUCGACAAGCUUUUCAUGGGGAUCAUGGAACAGUUAUCGAAUAAGGAGAUGUUGUAUGAGCCUUUGAAAGAACUUGAUGACAAAUUCGGCCCUUGGUUGAAAGAGAAUAAGGAUAAGAUAGGAAAAGAGGACCUGGAGAGAUAUGAGUUGCAGGCUUCCUUGGUAAAUGAUAUCGUUAGGAAGUUCGAGGAGAAAAGUUUUUCAGAUGAUAAGCCUGAGGACAGAGCUUAUAUAUGGGAGAAAAUGCAAAAGAUGCAAGCCGCUGGAAGUCCUCCAGACGAUCUCAUAUCAGCCCCUUUUAUGGACGAAUCCAAACUUCAGGCGCUAGGUCAAGAAGGUUGCGCACAGCAAUAA